AUGAGUCAACCCGGCGCUCGCAGAGCCUAUCAUCAUGGCAGUCAGCGUGGCGGCUCCACCAUCAACCAAAAGGCUGCUCUCGCAUCUGCCUAUCAAGAGCUUGGAAAGGAGCUCUCUUCUUCCAAACUCAAGAUUGUCGGCAACUACACCCUUCAGCGUCCUAUCGGCGAAGGCACCUUCGGCAAGGUACGUCUCGGCCUCCAUCGUCUCACCAACACUCGCGUAGCCAUCAAACAGAUACCCAAGGCUCAUUCCGCUAGCCUCACCCGCGAGAUCCACCACCAUCGUCGACUUCACCAUCCCAACGUCAUGCAGCUCUACGAAGUCAUUGCAACAGAGCAAUACAUCUGGAUGGUCAGCGAGCUUUGCGCAGGUGGCGAGCUCUAUGACUAUCUCGUCGAAAAUCAAGUGCUCGCCGAACCCGAGGCUCGCCGCAUCUUUGGUCAACUUUGUCUCGCCGUCGCCUACGUCCAUAGCAAGGGCAUCGUACAUCGCGACCUCAAACUCGAAAACAUCCUUCUCGAUGAGCGUUGCAACGUCAAGCUCGGCGACUUUGGCUUCACACGAGAAUUCGAACGCAAUCGUCUCAUGGACACUUUUUGCGGUACCACAGGCUACGCCUCUCCAGAAAUGCUUGCCGGUAAAAAAUACACGGGUGAACAGGUCGACAUUUGGUCGCUCGGUGUCAUUCUAUACGCGCUUCUGUGUGGAGCCCUGCCGUUCGAUGACGAUGACGAGGCCGUCAUGAAGCAAAAGAUUCUUCAAGGUGACUUUGAGAUCCCUGACUGUCUCUCUGAAGAGGCACACGAUCUCGUCGUCUCCAUCCUUCAGCACGAUCCCGCCAAGCGCCCUAGCAUCCAGUCCAUCCUUGCACAUCCUUGGUUCACAAAGAUGAUGGUCAACUCUCCCAUGUCGACCCUCGAAGAAGACCAAAUCGCCACAGAUUACUUUGCCAGUAAGCCUUCCGCCUCGACAUCGCAAUCAAAACAGCACGACCGCUUUCCGCCCACGCUCCACAAGGCGCUUGCCGAGUUGGACACAGCGACCGAGUUGGACACAGCGGAUGCCACGAGUGCCGCUCCUCCCACAAACCCAGCAGAUGCCUUCGAUUUCGAAGAUCACGAUAGCUCCAAUUCAUGUCACCGCCACCAUCUUUCAGCAAGUUCGGAGCAGAGUUACCACUCUGCCCGUAGCGAUAGCGAAUCCAGCGGACGCCGCUCCACCAACACGGAUCUCACCGACCCAACCACCGCCGAUAGCCUCAGUGGCACCGACGAGGUGGAAGGCCUUGACCAAGCUAUUGUCCAAUUAAACGCGUCGUCUCGACCAUCUGCUCUUGCAAACGCAACUGCUGCUGCAUCGCAUCCGGACAAGAACGCCAUCGGCUUGCAUCGCAACGAGUCUCAAACCACCAUAAGACGUUUAGGCUCCAACGGAAGCGAUGCUUCACUCAGUGGCGUCCCAAGGCCGUCAACAAAGACGAACACCGCAUCUCUGCCGACGCAUCAUGAGCUGCCACCCGUACCGGAUGGCACAGGUCAAGAUGACCACUUGUCCAUAUACCAGUCGGUUCCGCUCACCAAGAGAGGUUCCCAAAGCUCAUCACGUGGCCACCACCGCACUCCGUCCAGAACAAAGCGCCGUUCGCUCUCUUCUGGCGGUCUUUCGGAUCACCAUCCACCAAUGCUCGGGCGCAAGCCCGUCGACUAUGUUUCACAGCUUGCCGAUCUUCAGCCUGCCACCUUCUCCACAUCCAUCGAACAGAACUUGCUCCAUCAACUCAGCGCACUUGGCUUGGAUGUCGGUCAGAUGGUCCACAGCGUCGUGACAGACGCCUGUGAUGCAAGUGGCGCUACCUGGUGGAUGUUGUUGCGCAAGUCAAAGGAUCGUCACUCGGAGCAACCCGACAUCACUUCACCAAUCGUUCAAGUCAUCCCCGCGCCCGGCGAUCACCCCGCGCCCAUCAACGCAUCAGCUUUCAGCAAGGCUGGCCAGACGGUCACACCAUCAUCACCAGCCCAAUUCUCACCACCGCCUGUCCCCGUCAAAGACCCAGCAAGGCGGUCCGAAGACAAGUUUCGAACACAAGAGCGUCCUACAACUCUCGAAGCUUCGAGCUCCGAGAACGCGGGUCUGGCAGAGCAAAGCAUUCGGCGUUUGCAGACCGUUGUCUCACAUGAAGAGCUCGACGUCUCGGCUGCGCCCGCGCUGCACACAUCCACCUCUGAGCUCAUGAUGGCCACCAAACCGGCGACAGAUCGGCAGUCUUCUGUACCGGCAUCCGGGCCCAUGCCUCUCGCAGGCUUACCAGCAUCGACUGUGUCGCUUCCCAAUGACCGAAGUCUGACGAGCACACCGGACUCUGUGAGCUCCAGACCCAAGUCCCAACAUCGCCACACCACCGCCGUCGCCAGCCCAGCCAAGUUGCAGCACGUAGCAUUGACUACGUUGGAGGGCAGCCCGACAUCAGAAGGCUCUAAAGCGCGCGGUAACUCGCAGAAUGAUCGGCCUCGUAGCAAUUCACUCUCAGUCAGACAAUUUGCGCAGAGUGUCUUGGGUACCAAGGAUAGAGGUUCGGCGACAUCAUCCCCAGUUCGUCCGCCUCCGGAACAAGUGGUUGUUGCCGGCGAAGCGCUACCUCUGGAGCGAGCCAAAAGCCCGACGCUGUUUGGUCGUCGCAACACGGUCUCAAAUGUCAAAGACUCGAUGGUCGGCAGACUUUCCGGUCCAUCGACACCCAAGAAAACUCCGGUCGACAUGCUCGAUAAGCCUCGAAAGAGCACGGGAAAGAAGAGUUGCGAGACAGACCUUGAUCGUGUCAAGGCACUUGAACGCAGUGCAGAUUCAGCAUCGAGCUCUCCAUCGCGCUCGACCACAGGCCAAGCUGUUGGUGUUGUUUCCAAUGCUAAAGUAGAUAGCUCGGUGCCUUCGGCAUCACAAGACUCGUUCAGCACCAUGUCUGUCACGCCGCAAGGCAGCGAAAAGAGCGGACAUCGUGGAAAAGCGGGAUCUUUCUUCAUGUCGACGGUGCGCACCUGGCUCGGAGGUAAUGAGAAGCCAACAAGAAAGUCAAAGACAGGCAAACAGGCCAGCGCAUCGCAUCGUGGCCUCGGCAUCGACGAUGGGCCGAUGGCAGCAAAGUCGCCCACUAACUCCCUCAGCACUUCUGGUAGUGUAUCCACGCUGACAUACGGAACGCCCUCACGCAGUGCUAGCGUGCGUCGCAGGUCAGCUCACUAUCAACAGACCUCUGCUACUCGGCGCGGUGGGCCCAGGAGCCCGCAUCUGGGUACAUCAAGUCGGCGUUCAUCGAACGGCAGCUCAUAUCAGGCUCACCUCGAGCUCCCUCCCAAUAGCUUCCAACAGAGCAUGAAUCGACCUGCCAACAUGAGGAGAAUGAGUGCCGGCAGCAUUACGCCCACAGCUACACUGCAUGGUGACUACCUCAACGACGUGGGAGGUGUAUCGGGCGCUUCUCGUCACAGUCGACCGUCGAGCUCUCAUUCGCUCGCGCACUCUGGUGCAGCAUCGCGCCCCGGACUACAUGGCAAAGCCGGCUCGACAGGCAGCACAAGUUCGGCCUAUCGUCCCGGACAGGCAUCCAGUGUCUACUCGACGGGAAGCGGACGCCGACACCCCAGGCCGAGCCAAGAUGGCGGCACGACUGUGCGAAGGCAUCGGACCUACGCAUCGUCUUCGGGCAGUCCGAGUCGGCGCAAUUCAUUUCGUCACGAUUCGCGACCAUCUUCGAUCAAGUCGCGUGCGUCUUCACCUGGUCGAGCAAUGUCGGGGCUCGGCGAGCUAUGGGCAGCAGAUGCAGAAGCAGAUGGUGACGGAGGUGGCACUGGCGCCAGACGAUCUACUCGCAGCACACCACGUCACUCGCUCGAGAUGCGCAAGACUGGUGAAGCAUUCGACUCGGCUGCGCCACAUCAUCAACAUCACCAACACGUGGUUGCACAGAGCAUCUUUGUAGCACACAAGUCGCGUUCGCCCUACCGUCCACCUUCUGCCAACCCGAAUCUUCACGGUAGCCUUGUUCGUGGAUCGUCUCAGUUAUCUGGGCGUAGCAACGUCUCUGCAAAUUCAGAGGACGCGGGUUACGUGGCGCCGAAUAGCACGUUGGGGCUACCAGCCACAGGGACGGGCGCUUGGCGACAUUCUUGGGGUCGACCACCGCCUUGCUGGGCAGGACCUGUGGAUCCGCCACCGACGAGCUCGUACAGUAAAAGAAGCGGUGCGGCCGGUGUUGAAGACGACGGCCGACCGAAACUGCGAGACGUGUUUGCGAAUCGCGACGACGACGACUGGACGGACGAAGAGGAGGAGCAGACCUACUCUGGCGGACUGGGACAGAUGGGCACGCUUUCUUCAGCCAUGUCGAGCAGCGUGGGUCGAGUGGGCAGCGGUAUAGGAGCCUCUUCAUCGCCGUACGCGACUCGCAAUCUCGCAGCUCUCGGAAGCAGUGGCUACUCGACUCAACGCGCUGUCAACUUGGAUACAGCAAACGCACCGGAAAUCGGCUUGCGAGAAGCACCGUUUUCUUCACGCUAUGCGGGCGUGCGCAACAUGUUUCAGACUGCGACAGCCGGUACGCCCGCUUUUGGCUCUCGCUCGCAUCACUCUGUUUCGCUCAGCUUGGGUAACGAGUUUGCGCCGAGAUUGCUGUCGACAACUAUACAUUCGCCGACAGUAAGCGCGGCUUCACUGGGCGGAGGAUUGGGCUGCAUUGGCGAGUCUGCGGAUGCGCAUUCAGUUACCGUGUCGUCGAAGCCCAAGCCCGAGUCGAGCGGGACACAGACUCAAGCGCAGCAACAGCAGUCAUCGGCAUCGGCAUCGGCAUCUGCAUCUGCAUCACAACAGCAGCAGUCAGGCGGCGGCAGCAGUGGCAGCGGCAGCCGCAUCACAGCGUCGUUCCAUAAACCAGUGCAGAUUAUCGAGGAGGAAGAGGAGGAUGAAUAA
Messenger RNA from Mycosarcoma maydis (corn smut), 4962 nucleotides. RefSeq lists its product as uncharacterized. Bases 1 to 4962 code for a protein of 1653 amino acids. Gene Ontology annotation, molecular function: protein kinase activity; ATP binding. The record is from RefSeq and is a predicted model, not a curated record. Gene Ontology annotation, biological process: protein phosphorylation; regulation of cytokinesis; mitotic spindle organization. Gene Ontology annotation, cellular component: chromosome passenger complex; spindle midzone; spindle pole centrosome. The transcript has a single exon. Lineage: Eukaryota; Fungi; Basidiomycota; Ustilaginomycetes; Ustilaginales.